This is a messenger RNA of Leptopilina boulardi, 684 nucleotides long. RefSeq lists its product as uncharacterized. Lineage: Eukaryota; Metazoa; Arthropoda; Insecta; Hymenoptera; Figitidae. The transcript is spliced from 2 exons. Bases 47 to 478 code for a protein of 143 amino acids. The record is from RefSeq and is a predicted model, not a curated record.
CACUUCUUUUCGUAAAGCUGACAAGAUUUGAAUCUUACCUUUCACCAUGAAAACGAUCAUUAUCUUUGGUGCCAUUUUGGCUGCGGCUGCUGCGGGUCGUCUUCCUGGACAUCGUGAUGAGGAUCACUAUCAUUAUCAUCAGCCAGCAGCUUCUGAAGAAGUAGCAUCAGGCUAUCAGUAUCCUCAACCGGAAACAGCGGCAUCAGAAAAUGUAGAGUCUGGCUAUGACUACCCCAAGCCACAAGCUUCAGCAAGCAAUCUUUACUUGGCACCUCAAGAGGCAGCACAAGAGACGAGACAAGUCAGCAACGCUUACUUGGCACCCGAAGCUCAUCACGAACAUCAGGAAUCAAGAAACGUUGAAAACACUUAUCUCGCACCUGAACAGGAAUCCAGACAAGUUGAUAAUACUUAUCUCGCUCCAGAAGCCAGCCAACCUGAGAACUCUUACAUUCCACCAAAUCACGGACAAUUUUAAUAUAAUCCAAACUAUUCCUUUUAAUUUUCAGUAAAAUACAUUAAAUCAGUAUUCCAGUUUUUAAACGUCGGUAAUUUAGUAAAACUAAACUUGAUAAUGUAAACAAAUGUGCAUGAAUAUUUUAUGUAUUGUUUCAACUCUUACUUUUAAAUUGUACUUCUUCUAUGCAAUAAUUAAAUAAAUAAUUUCGUUUUAAACAAACUUAA